GUUUAUUAUUAAUUGGGUAGAGCUGGAACAAAACGAUCCAGUGCUGAGCUACAAGCAGACCAAGUUAUACUGGAGUUAUCUUAUUUGCUAUUUCUUGUUAUCAGUUUAAUUCAAGUUGCUUAAAAAAUGUCCACGAAAUCAAUAAUGACCGUUCGCGGUCCCAUCGAUCGCAAGGCACUUGGCUACACGCUGACCCACGAGCAUCUGUCGAUGGUGUUCGAUCACUUCUACAGGGCGCCCCCGGCCGGACUCGAAGAGUACACGGCCAAUAAGAUUUCGCUCCAAAAUGUGGGCUUCGUGCGGCAGUAUCCCUACAGUUGCAAGUACAAUCUAAACUUCGAAGACGAGGAUACCCAUCGAGCGGUUCUCAAUGAUUUGAAGAUGUACAGAAGCUUCGGCGGUGGAUCAAUUGUGGAAAACUCUUCACACGGACUAAAUCGAAAUCUUAAGUUCUUAUAUGAGGUGUCAAAGGAAACUGGUGUCCACGUGAUAGCCGGAACCGGUCAUUACAUUAAUGGUGUGCAGCCGGAAUCUGUGACCUCGAUGAGCACCGAACAGCUUUGUGAUUUGUACACCAAAGAAAUCCUUUUUGGAGUUGAAGUCGAAGGAAUUGAUCCCGAGGCGGGGAACAUUAAGUGUGGCGUCGUAGGUGAAGUUGCCAGCUGCUGGCCCAUUUCGGCCUUCGAAAAACGUGCAAUUCAAGCAACGGCCGAGACACAGAGUGUGCUGAACUGUCCGGUAACGUUUCACCCUCAUCGGGAGAAGGAAGCACCCUUCGAGAUUAUACGACUAUAUCUGGAGGCUGGCGGCAGAGCUAAUCGAUGUGUCAUGUCUCAUUUGGAUCGCACCCUCUUUGAUUCGGAAGAUUUACUGGAGUUUGCCAAGCUUGGAACUUACUGUCAGUUUGAUCUGUUUGGGACGGAAUGUUCUUACUAUCAGCUGAAUCCUUCAAGCUACAUGCAAUCGGACGAACAACGACUUACAAAUAUCGCCAAACUUGUGGCUGAGGGUUUCGAGAAGCAAAUUCUCAUGUCCCACGACAUUCAUACUAAGCAUCGUUUGAUUGACUUUGGGGGCCAUGGCUACAGUCAUAUUCUCAACAACGUACUGAUGCGUUUUAGUGCCAAAGGUAUUUCAAGUGAUACGGUUGAUACGAUCACUGUCUCGAAUCCUGCCGAUUGGCUCGAAAUGACGGUGUGAUUGAGACUUUUUUUGGUUUCACUAGUAGGAAAUAGAUUUAGAGUUUCAUGAAGUCGAAAAGUUUUAUACCAUAAUCGCCAUGUUUUUUUAACUGUAGAGUUUAGUAAAGCCACGAAUAAAACAGUCAAAUUGUUUCCAA
Uranotaenia lowii is the source of this 1339-nucleotide messenger RNA. RefSeq names its product phosphotriesterase-related protein. Gene Ontology annotation, biological process: catabolic process. Lineage: Eukaryota; Metazoa; Arthropoda; Insecta; Diptera; Culicidae. The record is from RefSeq and is a predicted model, not a curated record. Bases 127 to 1200 code for a protein of 357 amino acids. Gene Ontology annotation, molecular function: hydrolase activity, acting on ester bonds; zinc ion binding. The transcript has 5 exons.